Messenger RNA from Nicotiana attenuata, 633 nucleotides. RefSeq names its product serine/threonine-protein phosphatase 7 long form homolog. Lineage: Eukaryota; Viridiplantae; Streptophyta; Magnoliopsida; Solanales; Solanaceae. The transcript is spliced from 2 exons. The record is from RefSeq and is a predicted model, not a curated record. The coding region runs from base 1 to 633 and encodes 210 amino acids.
AUGGACUUGCCGCCUGCGCAUCCUGGACCAGCCGAGGAUCAGCUAUUAGUGCUGCAGGGCAACCAUAGGUCCUCCUUUGUAUGGGAGGGACAGCUAUCAGAUCAGCCUCUCCGCCCCAAGAGACCUGACGAUUUGUGGGAGUUCUUGAGGCAGUAUCAGUUCCAUGCCCGCGUAGUCGCGCGCCUACAGGCUACGGGCUUCUUUAUGAUUUUGCAGUUUGGGCGGAUACAGCUUGAUUGGUCUCUCAUCACUGCAUUGAGAGGGGGCAGUCACGUUUCUUUGUCAGCUAUCAGAGACCAUAUGGCGUUUUUGCAUCCAGACAUUACCGGCGAGAUAGAGGAUCUCCAUAUUGAGCGGUACACGAGGUUGGCGCUGCUCCUGCUUUUUGGGGGUGUCUUGUUCCCGAACACUUCAGGAAGUAAAGUGAGUAUGCGCUUUCUGCAUCAUCCGCAGCAGCUAGAUGAGGUACCCCUGUACAGCUGGGGUGCUGCUAUUCUAGCAUACCUGUACCGGAUUAUGUGCCGGGCGAGCAUGUUUUGCCAGGUGGACAUAUGUGGUUUUCUACCCCUUCUACAGGUGACAAUAUUUUCGAAUACUCUGUUCAUUAAUCCGAAUUCUAUAUGGUCGAAAUGA